AUGCUCCUUCUCGUCCUCCUCCUCGUUGUCGUGGUUUUCCGCGUCGUCGAGCAGCGUUGGUUCACAGCGGUGGGAGCAGGCAACUGGUCGAAGGGACGCGUGUGCAAGGGGCCGAGGGAACGAGUAGCUGAGGCAGAUGGGCGGUCGUGGCAUCGAACGAGCCGAGCGGGAGCGCACGAGGGAGCCGAGGAAGGGAGGGAUAUACUGGACGAGAGCGGGAGGGAUGGAUGUGCAGGUCGACGCAAAGAAAGACGACGUACGCCGUUUGGGCCCUCUCUGUUCCCCCUUGUCUUUCCGCCGCCGCCGCCGCCGUUCCUCAGCGUCAUCAACCUCAGCGUCGGCGUCGGCGUCAUCGUCAUCUUGAUCGCCUUCGUUGUCGUCGUCGUUGACGUUCGGACAUUUGCGAUGAUUGGCGUGCCAUCGGGCAGCGUGGGCGUAGGGGCGUUGGUGGAGCGGGACGCCACCGCUGUGGAAACCGUGGAACGCACCGAACGAGACAGUGAUUGGUGCAGGCGUGGGGUCGAAGGGAUGCGUGUGCACGACGCCGAGGGAACAAGUGAGGGGUUGAGGCGGACGAGCGGGAGCUGGAGAGUCACGAAGUUAAUUAAGUGGUCGCGUGCGCGCGACGCGAAGUUAAGUCCUUCGCACCUGUCUCUAACUCAAAUCUGUCCGCGCGCAAACCUCAACCUUCGUCCCCUCGCCCUCGCCUCGACACCAUGCACACCCACCACCCACUUCCUUCGCCUUCGUCCUCCCGACCUCUCGGCCCCAUGCACACGCGUCCACUCGGCCACAACAACUCCUUCGACUGCUCCCUCACGCGCCCCUGCCGCCGCCGCACCCGUGCUUUGCCCUUGCGCACAGCGUGUCGCAAUCGUCAUGCCACCCGUGCUUCAGCGCGUCGACGGCGAGGCCCUAGUCCUGCCCCUCCCUGCCCGGCCCUGCCUAUCCCGCGCACCUGCGCACACCCGGAAGCGGCUCCUCACGCCGCGUCUCUUCCCCUGCUCUCUCUUAGGAGGCGAGGGCACGACCACGCUCCCCGGUACCCUACCGCCCGACGCCUUUUUCUCCAAACACGCCCACUCUACGCUGCGCACCGCCGCGCACGCAUCGCACGAGCGCACCCCGUCCUCCGCCUCCGGCUACGUGCACCACCAUGCGGCCGGUGCUGCCGAGAGCACCACCUCGCCCGCGAAGCGGCGCUACGUCGCGGACGCGCACGGCCUCGAGAUCGUCAAAAAGAUCCGGCAGGGCGAGGUCGAGCUGCGCGAUCGCACCAUCGUCCUGUGCGGCAUCAAAGCCAGCAUCCGUCCAGCUCGCUUUGCGAAGCUGAAGGCCAUCAAGGACGCGAAGAAGCCAGGCAAAGCCCCCACCGCGAUCCCCGCUGUCUCAGACGCAAAUUGCUCGUGCGCAGAAAAAGCAAGUGUCGCUUUCCCCGCGCAGUCUUUGCCAUAUAGAGACGGCCCCGACGCUGACCUCGUGCACACAGAAACCUACUACCCCAUCAUCAUGAUAUCUUCCUCCCCGACCAUCCUCAUCACCAUGCACAAGGUCAAGUGCUUUCUCGAAGACGCCCUGUAUGCCCGCCCUCCCUCUUCCUUCAUACGCGUGCGCACGCAGCCGCCGAGGGCAACACGCGCCCAGAGGACCUGA
Heterobasidion irregulare TC 32-1 is the source of this 1653-nucleotide messenger RNA. RefSeq lists its product as uncharacterized. Bases 1 to 1653 code for a protein of 550 amino acids. The transcript is spliced from 4 exons. The record is from RefSeq and is a predicted model, not a curated record. NCBI's taxonomy places the organism in Eukaryota, Fungi, Basidiomycota, Agaricomycetes, Russulales, Bondarzewiaceae.